AUGGCUGGUCUGUUUUACACCCUUCUGGCCGUGCUGGCUGUGUUCUCCCCUGGGCUGUGCGAGAAGACAUUUUUGCAGAGUGCCGGUGUGGCGUUUAAAGACAGACCUCACACCUCGGAGCUGACGGUGUCCUAUGGAGGGCAAUGGGGAAACUGGACCUGGCCAGAGAUGUGUCCUGACAACUUCUUUGCUGUUGGCUUCAGUGUUAGGGUGGAGCAUUCCCAGGGGCCCGACCUGGAUGACACUGCCUUGAAUGGAAUCCGCCUCUUCUGCUCCAAAGAUGACAGCAGAGACUUCAUGUACACUGUCGAGUCUCACACCGGAUACUACGGUGACUGGUCCGAGCCUCAGUACUGCCCCACCGGAGUGCUCACCUCCUUCCAGCUUCGUGUGGAGCCCUAUCAGGGCCCGUCUGCGGACGACACGGCCGCCAACAACAUCAAGUUCCUCUGCAGCACUGACCCGAUCCUGGAGGGUAAUGGCACUGAGUGGGGCGAGUACGGCGACUGGAGCCAGGGGUGUGGCAAAGAUGGGAUUUGCGGCAUCGACACCAAGAUGGAGGAGUACGACCCCAACGGGGACAACACCAGCCUCAAUGAUGUCCGCUUCUACUGCUGUGCCAAGUCUGAGCAGGUGAGACGGAGGGGUGCAGAGAUAGGAAGCGAAGCCCAGACAGAGACAGCUGAGUGCUUAGUCCACACUAAACAGGUCUGA
Molecule: messenger RNA, 714 nt
Organism: Myripristis murdjan (pinecone soldierfish)
Lineage: Eukaryota; Metazoa; Chordata; Actinopteri; Holocentriformes; Holocentridae
Product: vitelline membrane outer layer protein 1 homolog
Exons: 3
Coding region: 1-714 (237 amino acids)
Source: RefSeq, a predicted model, not a curated record